This is a messenger RNA of Amoebophrya sp. A120, 529 nucleotides long. Lineage: Eukaryota; Dinophyceae; Syndiniales; Amoebophryaceae. The record is from the annotation of a GenBank genome assembly.
GGCCGACGCCAGGGCAUAAGGAUCGCAGCAAGCGCUUUCCAUUUUUAGCAAGAACAUCGGACAAACAAGCACAAGUGCAGCACUACGAUUUUUUUUUUCUUUCCAAGGGUGGCGCCACUUGUUCGAGCACUGGAAGUAGACUGCAGCCAGGACGAUACUGCGUAGUAUAAACAUAUCCGACCAGACUAUCGCUUCCUUCCCGUGUACACUUUUUGAAAAAUAUCAUCGGAUAAUAUUUUUACCCACACAAGAACAUCGAUCGAGCACCUCUCACGCAUAACAUAAUGUAGUCGUGAAGAUCUUUUCUAUUUUUGUGCCGUUUCGUAAACCUACAAGCCUGCCACCGCACUGUACUCUAGUGUACUUAUCGCGAUGCGGAUAUUAGGCCUUUUUUGAUCAACAUAUUUCCGCCCGCCUCACCGUGUUUUUAAUACCCGCGUGCUUUUGUCAUUCAGUGCGUACAGAAGUAUCGCCGCGGGGACUAAAAAGUUCGGUGUAGUAGAAAAAUCCGCCCCCCCCAUACUUGUCG